Molecule: messenger RNA, 1008 nt
Organism: Vigna radiata var. radiata (mung bean)
Lineage: Eukaryota; Viridiplantae; Streptophyta; Magnoliopsida; Fabales; Fabaceae
Product: caffeoyl-CoA O-methyltransferase
Exons: 5
Coding region: 1-747 (248 amino acids)
Molecular function (GO): S-adenosylmethionine-dependent methyltransferase activity; O-methyltransferase activity
Source: RefSeq, a predicted model, not a curated record
AUGACUAUCACCAACGAAGAGCAACAUCAAAUUCAAAUACCUUGCCACAAACAACUCCGUCACAAGAGUCUCCUUCAGAGCGAUGCACUCUAUCAGUAUAUACUUGAAACCAGUGUGUACCCAAGAGAGCACCAGAGCUUGAAGGAGCUACGUGAAUUGACGGAAAAACACCCUUGGAACCUCUUAGCUACACCACCUGACGAAGGACAACUUCUAAGCAUGUUACUGAAGGUGAUCAAUGCAAAGAACACCAUGGAGAUUGGCGUCUACACUGGUUACUCCUUGCUUUCCACUGCCCUCGCUCUUCCAUCUGAUGGAAAGAUCCUGGCAAUGGAUAUUAGCAGGGAAUAUUAUGAACUGGGGUUGCCUGUGAUUGAAAAGGCAGGAGUGGCUCACAAGAUUGACUUCAGAGAAGGCCCAGCACUUCCUCUUCUUGAUCAACUCAUCAAAGACGAAAAGAACAAGGGAAGCUUCGAUUUCAUCUUCGUCGAUGCUGAUAAGGAUAACUACUUGAACUAUCACAAUAGGGUGAUUGAGCUUGUGAAGAUUGGAGGAAUGAUCGCCUAUGAUAACACCCUGUGGAACGGCUCUGUGGCCGCAGCACCCGAUGCUCCUCUCUUGGAUUAUAUUAAGUAUUAUCGCGAUUUUGUUAUAGAGCUGAAUCAAGCACUUGCACUUGAUUCAAGGGUCGAGAUUUGCCAGCUUCCCGUUGGAGACGGCAUUACACUGUGCCGCCGCAUCAUCUGAUCACUCUUCUCCUUUUACCCGCAACAUACGGAAAACACGAGUUUCAACUAUGUUACCUAAUCCAUGAAAAAAAUAAUGUGUGCCUGUUUGGAUGAAUUUGAAUUUUUGUCUUGUACGCGAAUACAUUCAUAACGUGUCUCUUGCUCAACACAAAGCACAUGUAUUCAUUCCGAAUCAUAUUUACUAUAUAUUUAUAUAUAGUGUGUAUUGGAGUAAUAAUAAGCUCAACUAUAUAUAAUAUGGUGGCAUGGAUCUUCUUUC